CUUCAUUUUAGCCUCGAAUUUUUCAUGCGCUUGGCGAGGACCUCUCCACCAUAGCAAUUUUCAACUUUGAAGCCCUUGAUUUCAGCCUCUCCCUGCAGCAAGAGGCCUGAUUGUGCUAUCUGUGAAUUUCUAGCCAAACUUUGACCUACACAGACAUCUCAGCCAUCAGCGCGCAAUAUGGCUUCAGCUGGAAAAACUUUCAUCGUCGAGCAUCUCGACCCAGAGCUGGGCCCUUGGUCGGAGCUUGAGUACCUAGCCAUUGCGGCCGAGAGUGAGGAGACAAACAGCAAAUUUAUCCUGUCUUGCCUUCCUCCCAACUUCCAAGUCCCGGCCGCAUUGUCCGCCAACAAGGCCUUCACAGCUGAACACCGCGGAGUAGAAGAGCUCUAUGCGGGUCAGAAGUCUCGGGUUUGUCUUCUAGAUCCCGCUGCAGCUAAGGACUUGGCACCCGAAGAUGGCGAGACAUUUGAUGCGUUUCUCUUUGGCGGCAUCUUGGGUGAUGACCCUCCACGAGACCGAACUUCUGAAUUAAGAAAGAAAGGCUUCGAGGGCAGGCGGCUAGGCCCCAAGCAAAUGACUACAGACACAGCUGUGCGAGUCACGCGAAUGGUCGUGCAAGACAAGAUUCCUCUUGAUAAAAUGCCAUAUCUGGAUUUCCCAGAGCUCAAAUUUAGCGAGCACGAAAGCACAGAGAUGCCUUUCCGCUAUGUUAAGGGCGCAGAUGGAAAGCCGAUCAUGCCAAAGGGAAUGGUUGAACUGAUACAGAAAGACGCUGAUAAAUCUGUGGAUGAUCUGUUCUAAUUACGCUACCUUGUCCGUAGCAUUGAAUGUGGCCACACGGGCUUGUACUAGGACCAGCUCGGUAGGCUGCUGUCAUGGAAGAUAGCGAGCUAUGCAGGACGUCAUAUAAUGCUAUGAGCAAAGAUAACCAAAAUAGCCAGACUUGUGAAAGAGUUACACAAUGCAGCCACGCCCGACACUGUCACAUUGUAUUGCUGAAAGCGCAGCUCUCGUUUUCAAUAAAGGUAGCUUCAC
Molecule: messenger RNA, 1035 nt
Organism: Trichoderma asperellum CBS 433.97
Lineage: Eukaryota; Fungi; Ascomycota; Sordariomycetes; Hypocreales; Hypocreaceae
Biological process (GO): peptidyl-arginine methylation
Molecular function (GO): protein-arginine omega-N monomethyltransferase activity
Source: RefSeq, a predicted model, not a curated record